Penicillium hordei is the source of this 855-nucleotide messenger RNA. RefSeq lists its product as uncharacterized. The transcript has 2 exons. The record is from RefSeq and is a predicted model, not a curated record. NCBI's taxonomy places the organism in Eukaryota, Fungi, Ascomycota, Eurotiomycetes, Eurotiales, Aspergillaceae. The coding region runs from base 1 to 855 and encodes 284 amino acids.
AUGACAGAUACUGUAACGACCCCAGGCUGGUACCAAUCCAACGUAACAACCAUCGACCCCGAGGCCCGAUCGCUUCUAGAGGAAUACAGUGGCAUCCAACCUGAUGAGGUUCUGUCCCAUGUUCUCGCCCUACGAGAUGAAGCUUUCAAAAUUUUCCCUUACCCCUGCAUCGGGCAAAUGCGGUUUUUGAGCUGCCACCUCGCGCGCCUUCCAUUCUAUCCACGUGUGCUUGCUCGCCUCCGCGCCCACGCCUCCACAGGAUUCCUCGAUGCAGGAUGCUGCGUCGGCCAGGAGCUCCGCUACUUGGUACAUUGUGCUAAGAUCCCAGCUCGGAGCCUGUACGGGUUUGAUCUAGAAUCCGGCUUUUUUGAUCUCGGAUACAAACUUUUCCGGGAUAACGAUGCAAAAUUCCCUGCAACUCUGAUUCCAGCGGAUCUGGGGACCAAGGAUUCUGAAUGGGAAACAUCCCCAGUUGUAGAUACUAUGCGGGGGAAGAUUGAUGUGGUGUGGGCGGGCUCAUUGCUGCAUUUCUGGGACUUCGAGGGGCAGGUGCAGUCAAUCCUUCGGUUGAUUGGGUUGUGUCGUGAGGACAAGGGAGUGAUUCUAUGUGGAAGGCAAAUGGGGAGUUUGUUAGCUGGGGAGUAUGUGAUGACCGGGUUACAGGAGAUAAAUCACUAUCGGCAUAAUGUCGAAAGUCUAAAGGGCUUGUGGUUCGAGAUUCAGCAGAGGACAGGACAAAGGUGGGAAAUCGAGGCGAGUUUGGAGGUUGGCGAGACGACGACCAAGAUGCAGGGAAUGAGUUUUGUAGACUUAAAUGUGAGAGUCAUCUGGUGGUGUGCCACUAGAUUGUCUUAA